AUGGCAGUGAGGCGUAAACGUGUAAAGGCGGCUGAGUUAUUGGCUAAAAAUUGCAUUAAAAUAAGACAUAAAAAAUUGGAUUGUUUUUUGAACACCCUGCUCCACGAUGCUGUUCGAUUGGGACAGCUUAAAGUUGUUAAAAUACUUGUGAGUAAAGGUGCUGAUGUAAAUGCAAGCAUUAGAAAUGGGAUGACUCCUCUUCACAUUGCAACUAAACGUGGAUAUCUCAAGAUUAUGGAUUAUCUUCUACGUAAUGGUGCAGAUGUGAAUGCAAGAUGUACAGGACCUUAUUGUGUUAGAUUUACGCCCCUACACUUCGCUUGCGAAUCGAAAAAUCUUAAAUAUGCGAAAUUAUUACUAAAACAUAAUGCUUCUGUUAUUCCAACAAACAAUGAUGUUCAUCCGAUUCAUAUUUCGGUUUGUUCUCUUUAUUUAAAAAUGACUCAAUUGUUAUUGGACUAUGGCGCAAGUAUGGCUGUUAACAAACGAUUUCAUUUGGAUCAUUUUCAAAUCAAAGGUUUUACAAUGGGUUUCAAUGCUCGAGGAUAUACGAGGAGAGAAGAAGCUACAGUACGAUACGGGGAUGACAAUUUAACUUUAUUACACCACGCAGUUACUCGUCAUUCUAUACCUAUGGCAAAAUUAUUAUUGGCAUAUGGAGCAGAUGUAAAUAUUUUAAGCAAUACUGGUUUAUCUCCAUUGUCAGAUGCUGUAGUAGACCAUAAUAUUCAAAUGGUUAAGCUCUUAUUAAAAAACGGAGCUCUUGUAAACUACGAUUUUGAUGGCUGUAAAAAGAUAGUAAUAAAAAAAGUUAUUAAAGACCGAGACGGUAUAAAUAUAUAUUAUUGUAAAUCACAGUAUAAUUUAGCCGAUAAAAAAUUAGAAAUCAUCAAAUUACUAAUUGAUGCAGGAGCUAGCAGCAAGAGCUAUCCAGUCUGUCUUGCUCUUUUUAAUGAAGAUCUUAUAGAUGAAACUCCAGAGAUUGCCAAUGACACAGAGUAUAUCACAAAACGGAAGCUCGAAUUUAAAGAACUUCUAUACGACUUGUUAACAGAUUAUCAUUCGAAAUAUUUUUUAGGUUUCCCGGUAGAUAUCGAGAGAAGUUAUCAAGACUUGAUUAAACGUACCAAUUAA
This is a messenger RNA of Microplitis demolitor, 1134 nucleotides long. RefSeq names its product putative ankyrin repeat protein RF_0381. The record is from RefSeq and is a predicted model, not a curated record. Gene Ontology annotation, biological process: positive regulation of transcription by RNA polymerase II. Gene Ontology annotation, cellular component: nucleus. The transcript is spliced from 3 exons. Gene Ontology annotation, molecular function: transcription cis-regulatory region binding; protein binding. NCBI's taxonomy places the organism in Eukaryota, Metazoa, Arthropoda, Insecta, Hymenoptera, Braconidae. Bases 1 to 1134 code for a protein of 377 amino acids.